AUGGCAGCAGACCGCGAAAUAGCGGCUGAAGACAGCAUUAGAGUCGUAUGCCGAUUUCGUCCACUCAAUGACUCCGAAGAAAAAGCUGGUUCGAAAUUUAUUGUGAAAUUUCCUUCAGGACCUGACGAUAAUUGCAUUUCAAUAGGGGGUAAAGUAUAUCUGUUUGACAAAGUAUUUAAGCCCAAUGCAACACAAGAGAAAGUCUAUAAUGAAGCCGCAAAAAGCAUUGUAUCAGAUGUUCUUGCUGGAUACAAUGGUACUAUAUUUGCCUAUGGUCAGACUAGCUCUGGAAAAACACAUACAAUGGAGGGUGUCAUAGGAGACCCAGGUAAACAGGGUAUCAUUCCAAGGAUAGUCAGUGACAUUUUCAAUCAUAUUUAUGCAAUGGAAGAAAAUCUUGAAUUCCACAUAAAAGUUUCAUAUUUUGAAAUCUAUAUGGACAAAAUCAGAGACUUAUUAGAUGUUUCAAAGGUAAACCUAAGUGUGCACGAAGAUAAGAAUAGAGUUCCAUUUGUAAAAGGUGCUACUGAACGGUUUGUUUCAAGUCCAGAAGAAGUUUUUGAAGUUAUUGAAGAGGGCAAAUCUAAUAGACACAUUGCCGUUACAAAUAUGAAUGAACAUUCAUCUAGAUCUCAUUCAGUGUUCCUGAUUAAUGUAAAACAAGAAAAUUUAGAAAAUCAAAAGAAAUUGUCAGGAAAACUAUAUCUUGUGGACUUGGCUGGUUCAGAAAAGGUGUCUAAAACUGGUGCUGAAGGUACGGUGCUUGAUGAAGCAAAGAAUAUUAAUAAGUCUCUGUCAGCCUUGGGUAAUGUCAUAUCGGCUCUAGCUGAUGGAAAUAAGUCCCACAUUCCCUACAGAGAUUCAAAACUGACACGUAUCUUGCAAGAAUCUCUUGGAGGUAAUGCUCGUACAACCAUUGUCAUUUGUUGCUCUCCGGCAUCUUUCAACGAAAGUGAAACUAAAAGUACUCUGGACUUUGGUAAAAGGGCGAAAACCGUCAAGAAUGUUGUUUGUGUCAAUGAAGAACUCACAGCUGAAGAAUGGAAACGACGCUAUGAAAGGGAGAAGGAGAAAGUGGGUCGGCUUAAAGGAAAGGUUGAGAAACUGGAGGCUGAAAUCAGUAGAUGGAGAUCUGGUGAAACAGUGCGCCCUGAAGAGCAGGUCAACCUGGUUGAAAUUGAAGCUGCAACCCCAGUCACAUCCUUCAUUGAAGAAAAACCUCCUGUGCCACCAGUGCCAGUAGCUGUAGCCAGUGUUGUGGAAGAUGCAGCGAUGCAGGGCAAGCUUGAAGCACUUUAUCAACAACUGGACGACAAGGAUGAAGAAAUCAACCAGCAUACACAGAUGAUUGAAAAGCUUAAGGAACAAAUCAUGGAGCAAGAAGAGCUCAUCGCUUGCACAAGACGCGAUUACGAAACUCUGCAAGGAGACAUGAACCGAAGCCAACAAGAGAACGAGGCUUCCAAGGAAGAAGUGAAGGAAGUCCUUCAGGCCCUGGAAGAGCUGGCAGUGAACUACGAUCAGAAGUCGCAAGAGGUAGACAGCAAGAGCCGCGAAUGUGACCAACUUUCGGAAGAGCUACAGGCAAAACAGAGCGCCCUCGCAACCGCAACAGGUGAACUUCAGCAGCUACGCGACCUGUCUGCCCAUCAACGCAAGCGCAUCGCAGAGCUUCUUACGAAUCUUCUACGAGACUUGUCAGAGAUCGGAGCUGCCGUGGGUGGUUCUGAGUUGGACUUCAAGUUGAACGUGGAUACAGUCGGAAAGCUUGAAGAGGAGUUCACAGUUGCUCGUCUCCAUAUCAGCAAGAUGAAGAGUGAAGUGAAGAAUAUUGUGCAACGAUGCCAUUCACUCGAAACGGCGAAUAUCGACGCCAAUCAGAAGAUUGAAGAGUACGAGCGAACACUAGGUGAGUGCCGACUGCUGAUAUCUCAGCACGAGGCAAGAUGCGCAUCUCUAGCUGAGUCUAUGAGGGAAGCAGAGAACAAGAAGAGACAGUUGGAGGAGGCUGCGGAUGCUUUGAGAGAAGAGUGUGCGCGUUUACAGGCGGCAGAGCGCGUCCAGCAGGCAGCGGCAGAACAACGCGCCGACACACAAGUCCGCGCUGCGCUGGAAGCUCAGUUGGAACAGCUGCGGACUUCACACGCCUCGCAGCUCGCAGCCCUUCGGGACGAGCUGGCUGCUUUGCAGAGACAGCACCAGGACCUCAAGGAUACCCACCAGGAGUUGAGCCUGGCCAGGCAGCAGCUCCAAGACGAUUACGAGAAGCUGAAGCGCGAGGAGACGGACAAGUCCGCCAAACUCAAAGAGCUCAUUCAAAGCGUGGAGCGUCGCGAACAAGCCCGCGCCGAUCUCAAGGGCUUGGAAGACACCGUGGCUAAGGAAUUGCAGACUUUGCACAACCUACGGAAACUAUUCGUUCAAGACUUGCAGGCAAGGAUAAAGAAAUCUACAAACUCAGAGGAAGGCGCGGAGGAAGAGGGAGGCUCCUUGGCUCAGAAACAGAAGAUCUCGUUCUUGGAGAACAACUUGGAGCAACUCACCAAGGUGCACAAGCAGUUGGUGCGCGACAACGCCGACCUGCGCUGCGAACUGCCCAAGCUGGAGAAGAGGCUCCGAGCCACCAUGGAGAGGGUCAAGGCGCUCGAAACCGCGCUCAAGGAGGCUAAAGAAGGCGCUAUGCGUGACCGUAAGAGAUACCAGUUCGAGGUGGACAGAAUCAAGGAAGCCGUACGUGCCAAGAACCUCGCGCGAAGGGGCGUGCAAGCACAAAUUGCCAAACCUAUCCGCGCUGGCGGCGGGCAUUUGCCGGGUGGAGGUGUGGUGCGGCCUGCGCCUGCGCAGGACAUCAAACGGAAGUCCAUCAUUGUUGGCGCUAGAGGUACGCUUUUACAUAUACAGUAA
This is a messenger RNA of Pieris macdunnoughi, 2904 nucleotides long. The record is from the annotation of a GenBank genome assembly. Lineage: Eukaryota; Metazoa; Arthropoda; Insecta; Lepidoptera; Pieridae.